Molecule: messenger RNA, 1050 nt
Organism: Salvelinus namaycush (lake trout)
Lineage: Eukaryota; Metazoa; Chordata; Actinopteri; Salmoniformes; Salmonidae
Product: GTPase IMAP family member 9-like
Exons: 5
Coding region: 1-1050 (349 amino acids)
Molecular function (GO): GTP binding
Source: RefSeq, a predicted model, not a curated record
AUGAACAGCAAAGUGUCUCAGUCUGGAAUCCAACUGCUUACACAAAAUGAGGAGUUCCGCAUUGUUCUGGUCGGGAAGACAGGAGCUGGGAAAAGUGCUGCAGGAAACACCAUUCUAGGGAAAACAGUUUUCACAUCAACAUUUUCCUCUAUUUCUCAGACAAAAGACUGUAAAAAGACAAGAGGGAAGGUGGUUGGUCAGGACGUGACUGUUAUUGACACCCCAGGUUUGUUUGAUACUUCAUUGUCCAAUGAGGAGUCACUGAAAAAGAUUGCUAAAUGCAUCUCUUUCUCUGCACCUGGUCCCCAUGUGUUCCUGGUUGUGAUCCAACUGGGAAGAUUCACUGAAGAGGAGCAGAAAACUCUGGAGAUAAUUGAGAGAUUCUUUGGUGAUGAAGCAUCGAAAUACACCAUGGUUCUCUUCACACAUGGAGACCUUCUUGUUGAUAAUGAUGUUACAAUUGAACAGUUCCUGCUUAAAAAUUCAGAUCUGGAUAGUGUACAUUCCCAAUGCAGUGGGGGAUAUCAUGUCUUCAACAAGAAAGAUAAGAAUCCCUCCCAGGUUACUGAGCUGCUUGAGAAGAUAAACAAUAUGGUGAAGGUGAAUGGAGGAAGCCACUACACCACUGAGAUGUUCCAGAAGGCUGAGAGAGCGAUUGAAGAAGAGAAGAACAGGAUCAUGAGAGAGGAAGAAGAGAAGAUACGCAGAGAGGAGGAGAAACUGAAGAAAGAAAAAAUGAAACAAGAGGCUCGGGAGAAAGAGCUUAAAGAGGAGAAUGAGAGGAUCCUGAGAGAGAACAAAGAGCAGAAACGCAGACAUGAGGAGCAACUGAAGAAAAUGGAACAAGAGGCUCAGGAGAAAGCGAUUACAGAGGAGAAGAAGAGAAUCCAGAGAGAGAAGGAAGAGCAGAGACUCAGGGAGGAGGAACUGGAGAAAAUGAAACUGGAAAAAGAGGCUAAAGAGAAAGAAAUAAAGGAGCUCUGCAGGUCGGGGUCCCGGAGGAGGGGGGCGAGGGGUCGCCCCAGCUCGGGGGUGCAGGGGAGGGACUAG